GCUCGCGACCACGCGGCGUUUGCCGCCAACGACUUGAAGCACCGAUGGACACUUGGCUGGAGCCUCUUUUCUUGUCGCAAGUGGUGGCGUCGCGACGCGCCGGCCGUCAUCGAGCACUCUAUGGGUGGCAGUGUUUACAAGCUCUUUGAGAAGAGCCGCAAGUACAAGCGGGAGCUCGGCAUCAGUCAGCGGGGCGCCGACUGCUACGUCUUGUUUGAACCGCGUGAAAACGAGCGCACGAGCAUCCGUCUCAGUCUCCUCGCGAGCGUUGAUGUGAGUCACCUGCCAGCAAUGAUGGUCGCCAAGCACGCUGUCGGUCACAUUGAAGUUGACAGCGAUGGCCCCGUCGUCGUCGUUCAAGGGCAGAACGCGUCGCCGUGGGUCAUGUAG
Saprolegnia parasitica CBS 223.65 is the source of this 390-nucleotide messenger RNA. RefSeq lists its product as hypothetical. The transcript has a single exon. The annotation marks the transcript as partial. NCBI's taxonomy places the organism in Eukaryota, Oomycota, Saprolegniomycetes, Saprolegniales, Saprolegniaceae. The record is from RefSeq and is a predicted model, not a curated record.